Ramularia collo-cygni is the source of this 2190-nucleotide messenger RNA. RefSeq names its product related to ral2 protein. The transcript has a single exon. NCBI's taxonomy places the organism in Eukaryota, Fungi, Ascomycota, Dothideomycetes, Mycosphaerellales, Mycosphaerellaceae. The record is from RefSeq and is a predicted model, not a curated record. Gene Ontology annotation, molecular function: protein binding. The coding region runs from base 1 to 2190 and encodes 729 amino acids.
AUGGCUGCGACCUCGAGCAACCCUCGCUUCUCCACCUCUUCAAAUAACACAUAUGUCAUGUCCGGCUCUCCGCGAAAGAACAGCCGGCGGCGGACAGCAGAGGCUUACAUGCCCAAGAUAAUCACAACGGUUGGCCAGCGACCAGCGUGUUUGGUGAACGCUUCCGUCACUUAUGUCGGCAACGAUCUGAUCUACGCUUUCGGAGGCUUCGACCAGUACACCGACGAAGUCUACAACCAUGUUUUGAAAUUGAACCUCUCUGCACGCCAGUGGAGCUUGGUGGAUAACUAUGGCGAUAUUCCUGGCGUGCGGAUGGGCCACACUUCAUGUCUGUGGCAGGGCGAGAAACUGCUGGUUUAUGGCGGGGAGAAUGAGCAUCGCAUUCACUUGUCCGACGUGGUCAUAUUCGACAUUAAGACGGCACAUUGGACACAGCCAGAUAUCAAUGGACCAAUCCCAAGAGGCCGAGCUAGACACUCCGCUGUGAUCUACGACGACAAGCUGUUCGUGUGCGGUGGCAUGAGCGGAACCGACAAUGGCGUCCUAGACGACAUCUGUUAUCUAGAUCUCAAGACGUGGACGUGGAGCCGGACAUGGCGCUUUGUACCGCGCUUCGAUCAUUCCAGCUGGGUUUGGGGAGGCAAGAUUUGGGUGAGCGGUGGCAUGGGCGAGGACAUGGACCGCACGAGCGAGAUUUGGUGGCUGGACUUCAGAGGAUCGCCUGCUUUCGAAGCCGGCCCUUCAUAUGGUAUCGCUGGUUCCGAAGACGCAAGACCAAUGAGUGAGCGAUAUGCCAUGUCAUAUACUGCGCCUUCGCCCUCGCUCAGCACAAAUGUCUACUCGGCAAAUACGAGUGUGCAGUCCAACYCGGCGACACAGAUACAACGUGCACCUCCAGUGGCCCCUGGUGCGAUCAGCAGCGUCAAGUUCAUAUCCUCUCCCAACCUUCCCAUGCAGAAUGUUGGCACACAUUUCCACGUCUUUAGCUCGGGUUGCAUGCUCGACUUUGUCACUCCCGCGACCAACAUGCCGCUGGAAACAUCUCUCUCCGCCCUUGACUUGGAUAAUCUCCGCUGGCAGAAAUUAGCCGAUGGUAAGGACCUCUUCAGCCCAACAUACAGGUGGCAUUACUGCUGCCUAAAUCAAGAUGGGACCCAUGCAUGGCUAUUGGGAUGUCCAAGAGACGUGCGCAGUGCCACUGGCGAGACGGAGGAAUACCUUUCAGAUGUGCUACCUAUUGAUAUGCGAAAGUUUGGCCUUUUGGGUAAUAAGAUGAGCCAAGAAGCCCGCAACGAGCAAAAGGUGCCCACAUCUGACACACAUGCUACGUCGCAUCUAUCUGCGAUCGGUGCGGACUUGGCAAGGACUUUCAACCAGCCACCGGAGAGCGGCUCAGGCACUGAUUUUACCGUCACGGCUUUGAGAGAUGACUCUUACGAUCUGGAGUCACUGUCAGGGGACGACGACUCCUCAAUCUUGGGAGCCGCGGCCAGCGCUGAAAGCAGUAACACCUCCACACCAAUCCACGUCCAUCGUUUGAUCCUCAGCGCACGGUGGCCGCACUUUCAACGCCUCUACAACGCCCAAAUGUCGGAGUUCCACACCCGGAGAAUGCACAUCCCGGAGCCGUAUCCAGCCGUGAAAGCAUUUCUCUACUACCUCUACACGGAUUCAAUCUCUAGCCCGCCCGCGGAGAGCAAUUCAGUCAGUGGACCGACCCUCGAAGAUGUCGCCAAUAUGCUGGUCAUGAGCAACAUCUACGAUAUGCCACGUCUCCGCCAUCUGUGUGUGAAUCGUCUGGUCCGUGACUUGGACGUCCAGCACGCAGCACUAAUCUUCGAUCGUGCCAACACGGCUCAAGAAGACUGGCUUAAGCGUCGAGCCGCGAGCUUCUGUAUGACACAUUGGGGUCGUAUUGUUCGCACAGAUGGCUUCAGGAGACUUAAGAGGUCCGCUAUGCUGGAACUUUGCGAGGGGGUUGAUGCCGAGGGCAGAGUUGUGGGUGGUGAUGAGUUGGAAGCUGUAGGAGGACUUGGAGGUGCGCGACUUGGGAGUGGCAUGGGUGUUUUGUGGGGAAAUGGACGGAAGAGAGGUCGACUGGGAAGUCUUAGCGGGACUACCGUUGACGGAGAGGAUGGCGAGACUGAGGCGGAUGGAGAUGGAGAUGAUGAAGGCAUGGAGUUGUCUUGA